AUGCCACACUAUGACUUUAAAUUCAGAGAAUGUAACGAGGAAAUACUAUGUCACAUGUUUAAUAAUCGACCAUUUAGGGGUUCUCACUGCUCGUAUUGUAACAAUUGUGUUGACAAAUUUGAUCAUCAUUGCCCUUGGAAUUACAGGUCGUACUUCUUCCUUCUUUUUUGGAGUUUAAUGUAUUUGGCGUAUAUCAUGGCGUGUUCUUUGGCGGGAAUUUUAGUUCCAAUUGAAAAUCCAUGGAGCUGGAAGGCGUUUUUGAAGUCUUGGAAAUCGUAA
Entamoeba invadens IP1 is the source of this 279-nucleotide messenger RNA. RefSeq names its product zinc finger protein DHHC domain containing protein, putative. The record is from RefSeq and is a predicted model, not a curated record. The transcript has 2 exons. The coding region runs from base 1 to 279 and encodes 92 amino acids. Gene Ontology annotation, biological process: peptidyl-L-cysteine S-palmitoylation; protein targeting to membrane. Gene Ontology annotation, molecular function: protein-cysteine S-palmitoyltransferase activity. NCBI's taxonomy places the organism in Eukaryota, Evosea, Mastigamoebida, Endamoebidae. Gene Ontology annotation, cellular component: Golgi apparatus; endoplasmic reticulum.